AUGCAGAAAAUUGAUGCUCAUCAAGAUUUACAACAAGCAUGUUCAUCAACAGCAAGUAGUUCAAGUCAGUCGGGCAACACAUCAAAAGAAAAGUCUAACAAAGUGACUGGUGCGGACCCCACAAAAGCUCCAUGCAAAAAAGCAAAACAGGCAAGACGAGAGAGAAUGUUAGAAAAACUCCAAAAGAAGGGUAUUGAUGUUACAACUUUAGAUAAUACCAGCAAGAAUAAAGAAAAAACCAUUGAGGACAUUAUUAAUGAACUACCAGAUAAUGUCAAGAGGAAACUUGAGAUAAAAUUAGUGAGAACUGAACCACCGAGUCCGGAGUGGUUGGCCACGAAAGCAGAAAGCCAUGAAGUUUAUGUGAAAUACCAAACUAUUGUUCAUGGAGAUAAACCUGAGAAAUGUACUGAACCUAAGUUCCAUGAUUUUUUGGUCCACAGUCCAUUACUGGAAGAAUAUUCUGAAGUUGGUCCCCCAUGUGGAUAUGGUUCAUUCCACCAACAGUAUUGGCUGGACGGAAAGAUUAUAGCCGUUGGUGUUAUAGACAUACUUCCAAGAUGUAUAUCAUCAGUAUACUUCUUCUAUGAUCCCCAAUAUUUACACCUGAGUUUAGGAACUUAUGGAGCUUUAAGAGAAAUAGCAUUCACAAGACAGUUACAAAAGAUUUGUCCUAAUCUGAAGUAUUACAACAUGGGAUUCUACAUCCAUACAUGUACUAAGAUGAGAUAUAAGGGGAAAUUCCAUCCAUCGGACCUGCUAUGUCCCGAGACCUUCAAGUGGUUUCCGAUCAAGGAAUGUAUAAGAAAAUUAGAAAUAUCAAAGUAUUCAAGAUUUGAUCCUGAUCUCGAUGGUGUGGAUGAAAAUUAUCCCACAGAUAAUGAUGUGAAUAAUAUAAAAGUUUUAUCUAACGGACAAGUGCUAAGUUACAAAGUAUUCAAACGGAAAGCUGGAAGGAAAUAUAAUGAAGAAUUUGAAGUUCUUGAAUAUGCGAGGCUCGUUGGUGGCAAGACCGCUAGAAAUGUUAUCCCGGCAAGGUUAAACGUGGCGUUAAUGAUGUUCUUCGCCUGCUGGGUCAAUUACAUGCUGCGUGUUAACAUGAGCGUCAAUAUCAUUGCCAUGGUUCCUGAUCGCGGUGAAACUAAAUCGGUACAAAGCGAAUGUGAGGCCAUCACUAAUGACGACACUUCAUUACAUAAUAGUACGACAGUGGUUACACGACAUGUCCAACAGCCCGAUGGAUCUAUAACUUUUGACUGGACAGCACAACAACAGGCGUAUGUGCUCUCUGGUUACUUCUGGGGUUACGCAAUCACUUGCCUCUUCAGUGGUAUAGCAGCGGAGAGAUGGGGUCCAAGGAAUGUAGUCUUCAUAUCCAUGUUGAUAUCUGCGGUCCUCACAAUUCUCAUUCCUCCAGCAGCAAAAGUACAUUUCAUGAUGCUAGUAGCUACUAGAUUCGUCAUAGGUCUUGCUGCGGGCUUCCUUUUCCCGUCCCUACACGCGCUUGUUGCUCAUUGGGCUCCACCAGCAGAAAAGGGGAAAUUCGUGAGCGCUCUUCUAGGAGGGGCCAUAGGAACCGUCGUCACCUGGUCGCUAAGUGGACCUCUCAUUGAGAACUUUGGGUGGACUUACGCAUUUUAUGUACCAGGUAUUAUAGCCAUAGUGUGGUGUGCUGCAUGGUGGUUCCUUGUAUAUGAUUCUCCCGUCAUACACCCACGUAUCAGCGAAGAAGAAAAGACGUACAUCCUAAGUGCCAUUGGAGAUAAAGUGCAACAGAGUUCCAAGGAGCAUAAAAUUGUUCCACCAUUUAAAGAUAUAUUCACGUCGUUUCCGUUCCUCGCCAUGGUUAUCCUUCACUAUGGUAACACAUGGGGUAUAUACUUCGUGAUGACAGCCGCACCAAAAUACGUGUCAAGUGCUCUCGGAUAUAACUUGACUUCAACAGGCACUCUGUCAUCACUACCUUAUCUUGCGAGGAUGAUAUUUUCACUGAUAUUCGGAGCUAUUGGUGACAGAAUCGUCAAACAAAACGUAGUAUCCACGACAUUUAUGAGGAAGUUCUUCUGCUUAUUCUCCCACGUGGUGCCGGGUCUGCUACUCAUCGGGUUGGGAUACACAGGCUGUGCUCCCAUCUUGUCAGUGGCUCUUAUUACCUUUUCUAUGGGCUCCAACGGUGCUGCUACACUCACUAACUUAGUGAACCACCAGGACCUGGCGCCAAACUUCGCCGGCACCAUUUACGGCAUAGCCAAUGGUAUUGGUAACACAGCCGGUUUCAUAACACCGCUUGUGACUGCCUACUUCACCAAACAUGGGAAUGGUUUUGCGGAAUGGAGGCCAGUUUUCCUCACGGGAGCCUCAAUAUAUAUUGCUGCAGCGGUUUAUUUCAUUCUCUUCGGAACCGGUGAAACGCAGUCGUGGAAUUACGUCGCCCCAGCGGAAGAUGAUAGAAACAAGAGGCCAACUAACAACAGUGAAGAAACCACCGUCAAUAUACCAGUUAAAACAUAA
Molecule: messenger RNA, 2511 nt
Organism: Danaus chrysippus (African queen)
Lineage: Eukaryota; Metazoa; Arthropoda; Insecta; Lepidoptera; Nymphalidae
Source: the annotation of a GenBank genome assembly